Haliotis rufescens (red abalone) is the source of this 543-nucleotide messenger RNA. Its product is annotated as CHRNA7-FAM7A fusion protein-like. The record is from RefSeq and is a predicted model, not a curated record. Bases 1 to 543 code for a protein of 180 amino acids. NCBI's taxonomy places the organism in Eukaryota, Metazoa, Mollusca, Gastropoda, Lepetellida, Haliotidae. The transcript has a single exon. Gene Ontology annotation, biological process: regulation of membrane potential; chemical synaptic transmission; nervous system process. Gene Ontology annotation, molecular function: monoatomic ion channel activity; transmembrane signaling receptor activity; neurotransmitter receptor activity. Gene Ontology annotation, cellular component: synapse; neuron projection; membrane.
AUGGUAAACCUGACCCUAAAUCGACGACCAUCAUACUAUGUCUUCAACCUGAUGAUCCCUAUCAUGCUCCUAUCCACUCUGAGUUCCCUGGUGUUUGCUCUGCCAGUAGAAUAUGGAGACAAAGUGGCUUUCUCAAUGACAGUUCUUCUUUCCUUCAGUGUGUUCCUCACUCAGAUGACUGACAUCAUGCCCAGGACAUCUCGACAGGCGUCCUACCUCACCAUCUACCUGACCAUCCUCCUUACUCUAAGUUCCCUCACUGUGGUAAUGUCAGUUAUCAUUCUAAAUAUCUACAAGCGGCAAGGAGAGGUCCCGUUAAUGCUGCAGAAAUUGGUUAUACGUGUAAAAUGUCCUACAAAUAAGAAACUGGAUCCUGAUGUAGGUGAAGGCCAUGAUGAAGAUCCAUCAUGGCAGGAAGUGUCUGCCAAGCUUGAUGCAGUGUUCCUGAGGGUAUUUCUCUUCAUGAACAUCAUCCUCGGCGUUGUUCUCUUCACCGUUGUCAUCGAAGCUGACAGGUUGUUCACCUCCUCCAGUCAAUCUUAA